Austrofundulus limnaeus is the source of this 640-nucleotide messenger RNA. RefSeq names its product LYR motif containing 4 (gene lyrm4b). Gene Ontology annotation, biological process: iron-sulfur cluster assembly. Gene Ontology annotation, cellular component: mitochondrion; L-cysteine desulfurase complex. The record is from RefSeq and is a predicted model, not a curated record. Lineage: Eukaryota; Metazoa; Chordata; Actinopteri; Cyprinodontiformes; Rivulidae. The transcript is spliced from 3 exons. Bases 22 to 276 code for a protein of 84 amino acids.
CGCAGUGUUGUUAGCAACAUCAUGGCUGCUUCCACACGAGCUCAGGUGCUUUCUCUGUACAGGAUGAUGCUGAAGGAGAGCAAGAAGUUUCCUUCAUACAACUACCGGACGUACGCAGUGCGGCGUGUGCGGGAUGCCUUCAAGGCCAACAGGAAGGUGAAGGAUCCAAAAGCGGUGGUAGAACUGAUGGAGAAUGGACAGCAGAUGCUGGCGUUGAUUCAGAGACAGACGUCCAUCGGUCGGAUGUACGAGGCCCAGAAGACGGUUGUGGAGUAAAAACAGCUGAGAUGGGCUCUGCUGUCGCUGUGGGCUGCUUCCUGUGCAGCAGGUGCAGCAGGUGCAGCAGGUGCAAUGCAUUGUGGGAGAAGUGGACUGAGAGCAGGGGGUGUGAGCUUUGUUUCCUGCAGGGUUCAGUUAGUCUCUCCAGGAGCUGAACUCGUCUGCAGUUUGACCUGAAGUCAGUCAGAUCCAAACAUUUCACAGGUUUAGAUCAGUUUCAUUUCAUCCGUUUAACUUUACAGAUUUUUAUUUYUAAUGWUUCACAUCAUUAUUUAUCAGUCAGCAGAGUUCAGCUGGUUUCCUGCAGAACAGCUGAACACAUCUGUAUGUUGUGUGGGACAGAUGAGACGGGGGGGACAGG